GCCUGAAGAGGAACUGGUGGCUUUAGGAGAACCAUUGUAAGCGUCUGCUUCGGCAGCUGCCUUCUCUCCCAUCUGUUCAGUUUGCGCCGAGCUCACGGCCGCUGCUAACGGCUGGCGUGUGGCCGGGCUGCCUGAGCCAUGAACAGCCUCGGGGGUGCUCUCCUCUUCUGGGCAGUGGUAGCGUGGGCUAACGCGGACGAGCCUUUGGGACAGACAAGUGAAGCCGGAUUUCAAAAAUGCAAGAAUACCUUAAAACUACCUGUUCUCGAGGUCUUACCCGGAGGGGGCUGGGAUAACCUGCGGAACGUGGACAUGGGACGGGUGAUGGCCCUGGCUUACAGGAGCUGCAGGACCACGGAGGAUGGGCAGUACAUCAUCCCCGAUGAAAUCGUCAGCAUCGCCCAGAAACAGAGCAACCUAGAGAUGAACUCCGAAAUCCUGGAGUCCUGGGUGAAUUAUCAGAGCAGCACCUCCUUCUCCAUCAACUCGGAGCUUUCCCUCUACUCCAAGGUCAAUGGCAAAUUCUCCUCUGAUUUCCAGAAGAUGAAGACCCUCCAAGUGAAAGACCAAGCGGUAACUACCCGGGUUCAGGUAAGGAACCUGAUCUACACAGUCAAAAUCAACUCGGCUUCAGGGCUAAGCUGGAAGUUUAAGAAAGAGCUCAUGGACAUCUCUGACCGCCUGGAGAACAACCAGACGCAGAUGGCCACGUACCUGGCCGAACUUCUGGUCCUCAACUACGGCACCCACGUCAUCACCAGCGUGGAUGCGGGCGCUGCUCUCAUCCAGGAGGACCACAUCAGGACCUCAUUCUUGCAGGACAGCCAGAGCAGCCACACUGCCGUGACCGCAUCUGCAGGCAUUGCCUUCAUGAACAUCGUGAACUACAAAUUUGAGGAGAACUACACCUCGCAGAGCGCCCUCACCAAGGGCUAUCUCUCGAACCGCACCAACUCCAGGGUGCGAAGCAUCGGAGGGGUCCCUUUCUUCCCGGGCAUCACCCUGCAGGCCUGGCAGCAGAGCAUCGCCAACCACCUGGUGGCCAUAGACCGCGCGGGCCUGCCUCUGCAUUUCUUCAUCAACCCCGACACGCUGCCUGAGCUGCCAGGGCCCUUGGUGAAGAAGCUGUCGAGGACGGUGGAGGCCGCCGUGAGGCACUAUUACACGUUCAACACCUACCCUGGCUGCACAGACGUCAAUUCGCCCAACUUCAAUUUUCAGGCCAACACGGACGACGGCUCGUGCGAGGGGAAGAUGACCAACUUCUCCUUCGGAGGGGUCUAUCAGGAAUGCACCCAGCUCUCCGGGAAGGAGGCUGCCCAGCUCUGCCAGAACCUGGAGCAGAAGAAUCCGCUCACUGGGGAUUUCUCCUGCCCCUCUGGCUACUCCCCAGUCCACCUGCUGUCGCAGACCCACGAAGAGGGCUACAACCACCUGGAGUGUCGGCAGAAGUGCACGCUCCUCAUCUUCUGCAAGACGGUGUGCGAGGACGUGUUCCGGGUGGCAAAGGCUGAAUUUAGGGCUUUCUGGUGCGCGGCGAGUGACCAAAUGCCAGAAAACUCGGGACUGCUUUUUGGGGGCCUCUUCAGCAGUAAGAGCAUAAACCCUUUGACAAAUGCACAGUCCUGCCCAGCUGGCUAUUUUCCACUGAGACUUUUUGAAAAUCUCAAGGUAUGUGCCUCCCAGGACUAUGAGUUGGGAUACAGGUUUUCCGUCCCCUUCGGUGGGUUCUUUAGCUGCGCUGUCGGGAACCCCUUGGUAAAUCCGGCCGUAUCCAAAGACUUAAGGGCACCCUCUCUGAAAAAGUGCCCCGGGGGCUUCAGCCAACACCUAGCCCUCAUCAGCGACGGGUGCCAAGUGUCCUACUGCGUCAAGGCUGGGCUCUUCACAGGAGGGGCUCUGCCCCCUGCCAGGCUCCCGCCUUACACCCGGCCACCCCUCAUGAGUCAGGCGGCCACCAACACUGUCAUAGUGACUAAUAGCGAGACGGCAAGCUCCUGGAUUAAAGACCCCCAGACCCACCAGUGGAGGCUGGGGGAGCCCUUAGAGCUGCGCAGGGCCAUGAGGGUCAUCCGCGGGGACGGCAGUGGUCUGUCGGGAGGGGCGGCAGCCGGGGUCACGGUAGGGGUCACCACUGUGCUGGCCGCCGCCAUUGCCCUGGCCAUCUACGGCACCCGGAAGUACAAGAAGAGGGGAUACGAGUCCCUGGAGGACGAGAAGCAGAGCUUGGCCGCGGGCACCGCGGAGACGGCAGGUUCCCCUGACCAAGAGCGGGAGCAGAGUCCGGCCUAGAUCUCUCCCGGGAAACGUGUCUCUCGUCUCUGCAAGCAAGCCUUCCAUCCCUUCUCUCUCCACUUCUGCCUUCCUGAGGACUGGCGUGGCAGGUGCAAGAAAACGCAGGUAUAACUUUGUGACUUCCUUAGGGCUCCUGGCCAUGAAACGAUUGGAGCUGCGUGGACAGGGCUGGGGUGGGGGAGGAGAACCCACGUGACUUUUUAAGCCAAAGUCAUUCUGGGGGCUAAAACACGAAGGGGGUGUCUUUUCUCUGUGUGCACCAUUGAUUAUCUUCACCUGAAUGCGUAUGUGAGAAAGGGGGGGGGGCACGUUGACCUUUGGAUUUGGAGACCAUACAUUUAAUCUGAGACUGGCCACGGUUUCCAAUUCACGAGCUAUAAGAAUUUCUGUCUGUGUUACCCUCCCACUGUUGUUUUUUAAAAAUCCCUCUGGAUUUCAUGCUCCUGGAGGCUGAGAAGCCCCCCAGGAGAUAUGGGAAGUCCCGAGGGCCACUGAUGUUCAGUGUUGAGGGCUCUGGAUGGGGUCCAGUCAAGCUCAUCUGAACAGCAAGACAUUGUGUCACUAAGUCUACGUUUUCCAGCUUUCCAGCCACAACUCAAACUUGCCACUCUUGGACCAGGCCACUCUCGGACUUCAGACUAGUGUCAUAAAGUCCUCAAAAAAAUACUUUAACUUACAGUCUUCUGUUAGGAGGUCAAGGGAGAAGGGAUGGUUUGGAGACAAAGCGUGAGGGAAAAAAAAGAUGAGAACUGGACAAAAGAUGAGAACUUGUGCUCAGGGGAAACUGGUUCCCCUUACCCCCUGCCUGGCUUAUGGAGCUGCAGUUUGGGUUAGAACAAGCUUUCCAGUGUCUGUCACCAGAGCACUGCCCCUUCUCUGUCCAUGAGGGGCCCUUUCCCUUCCCGUCCUCACAUCAUGUGUACACACCCCAAACACUCACUUGUGCAGCCCCCCAAACACACCCCCAAAAUACACAGACACACACCCCAAACACACGUGCUCACACCCCCCCCACUACCACCACAUUCCAACAAGAAGUCUGCAUUUUUCUAGGGGCAGGAGACAAGGGAAAAUGCAAGAAGUCAAAGUAAGCCCACAUCUAAGUGUUAUUUCCUCCCUGAAACCAAAACAGAGUAGAAACUACCAAUUAUGUAUCCUACUUUGUUUUUUUUUCCCAGCAGAAAAGGCGCUGACAUUGUCAAGUCCAUGUUUUUAAAUGAAACAAAAAAGGCAUCCAACACCAUUUGUGACACAUUUAUUUCGGUUCCAGGCUGACCUCCCUCAGGCAUCCAGCAGGAUGCAUGACGUGUUCCCGGCAUUGGGGGUUUUGCCCAAUUUUAUUUAUUUAUUUUUUCUAUUUUUUUAGCUGGCGGGGGGAGUUUUGCCCAAUUUUAAUACCAUUCUCUCCGAAUUGUAAUGAUUAGAGUGAGUCUAUUACUACUUCUCCAUGACAUCAAAAAAGAAUUUUUUUUUUAUUAAGUAAACUCGCGAACCCUGAGAUCAAGCGUCACAGGCUCUACGGACUGAGCCAGCCAGACGCCCCUCCUCUACAUUUUUCAUAGUUAUAUAUGUCUUCACCACAUCAGAUGCCACAAAUGAGUUCAUGGAUAUGAAGGCUAAUCUGUCCUCACCUCAUUAACAUUCACAAUCACGAGUUUAGGCUUAAAACGCUUACGUAAGUCCUGCUGAGGGGCUUUCAGCCUCCUAGCCUGUGGGAAGUUGGGAAGGAGGCUACUCCCUGUGAUGGUGAGCCCUGCUCUCCCGGCUGCCCAGCCACCAGCACUGAUUUCUGCAACCUCUUCUCUGAACCCUGCCACUUAAGCAUUAAAAUAUUCGCCUAAACCUCUGAGUGUUUUGUGGGUAAAUUUCAGCUGAAGUGACCACUUUUCUGCAAAUUCCCCAUGAACUCCUCGAAGACGACUGAGUCAGAGGCAAAGGACGGCUACCGGCUCUCAGACUUCUAAUGCACUAACUGCCCUCUUCACAGACUUGCAUUUCUAACAAAAUCAUACAUUAAGUAUGCAUUAAAAUGUGUAUGUAAGGAA
Messenger RNA from Ailuropoda melanoleuca (giant panda), 4340 nucleotides. RefSeq names its product macrophage expressed 1 (gene MPEG1). The transcript has a single exon. Bases 139 to 2292 code for a protein of 717 amino acids. The record is from RefSeq and is a predicted model, not a curated record. NCBI's taxonomy places the organism in Eukaryota, Metazoa, Chordata, Mammalia, Carnivora, Ursidae.